CGGGGACGCCAUCUCGACAGACGGUUCACGUAGGAGGCUGGCGCAGGGAGCUCGGGGAUAGAUUUUUCCAAACUACGAGGCCUUUCGACGUCAUUCAGUUUACACAUAUCAGGAGACAUUGUCCCAUCCAGCCUAUCGACCAGCAAAUAUCCAAUAUCGGUGUUGAGUCAGGAGCUCCAAGCAGCUCGAAGCUUAGCAUCCGCUUCCACGCCUCUUCAGUACUAUAUAUUGUAUCGCUUUGAUUGAUCCUGUCAUCAUCUCCGUGUCACACUGACUGCUACAUCUUUCUCCUGAUUCUCUUGCUACUAGUCCAUCCAUGAAUUUAUCAGAUAAAGAUACAUCUCUGCCAUUUUCCCCUUCAACUCCGCCCGAUAACUGUGGUAUCAAGAUGACGGACGUGUCGGUACCACUAAAGGGUGUUCAGGCGGUUUAUCCGCUGGAUGACUCCGUACAGGCUCAGGAUUUAAAAUUCUUCAAAAAAUCCACUGGAAUCAAGGAUGCAGCCGAUUUGAAGAAGCACAUCAUGGAAAUCCGAGAAACGGCUUAUAAAAGUUUCCCCUAUCCAUGCAUUUGGGGUUUUGAGUUUCUGAAGGGGAAAACAACCUCCCAUCCAUUUUAUCCUCAAGUCAAGGAAAACCAACUCUCGAGUAAACAUCAGAAAUUUUUUAUUGAUCUCGGGACUUUUGUGGGUGUCGACCUGCGGCAAGUUGUCAAUGAUGGAUGGAACCCAAACAACGUUUUAGGCGUAGACAUUCAUCCUGAGUGGAGAGACCUCGGCCAUCAGCUUUUUAAAGACGGCAACGAAGCGCUCCCUUUUUACCUGGGAGAUAUUCUUCAGGUCAAGACCCUCAAUGACAGCCCCUCGUCAGAAGCAAGGCCAGUGCUCGACCUUCGAGACUUACAAGACCUUAACAAGUUGAAAGGCCGAGUUAGUUUUAUCUCUGCCAACCAACUCUUUCAUCUGUUCUCGAAAGGUGAUCAAAAGGAACUGGCCGAACGGUGUGGACGACUUCUUUCUCAUGAGCCCGGCGCUGCAAUCUUUGGAACUCAGUUGGGUCUUCCUGAGGAAAAGCUUGAGACCUACAAGCUUUAUCUUCAUUCCCCAGAGUCUUGGGAGCGGAUGUGGAAGGAAGUAUUAGGUGAAAAUAUUCUCGUGACGGUCAAGCUAGAGGAAGCCGAUACCGAACAUUCGUAUCACAGCUUUUCUGGAGUUGAAAGCCUCUAUUGGCUGUACUGGUCGGUGGCCAGGACUUGAAAAUACACAAGCAUUUAUGAAGCGGGAAUCCGAAACGCUCGAAACACGCACGCUACUGAGCACUCAUGAGUUUUGUAAAGAAUGAUGAUAACUCAAGGUUAACCUGAGCAUUUAUGCUCCGGUCCAAGAAUCGAAAAAGGUACCCUGGAACGUCUGAUUGAAAACAAGUAGAGAAUAGUAGUAUUGGCACUAUUUACAUUUCAUAUUCUUUUACUCCAUCCUGAAAUUGAUUGAAAACGUACACACGCUGUAAUAUCAAUUAGAUGAGUGAAAUAUCCAUUUAUUUCGACAUAAGAAGCACCAAGCAAUAAGGUUUAAGCUGAAAUUUAUGGAAA
Molecule: messenger RNA, 1590 nt
Organism: Puccinia graminis f. sp. tritici CRL 75-36-700-3
Lineage: Eukaryota; Fungi; Basidiomycota; Pucciniomycetes; Pucciniales; Pucciniaceae
Exons: 7
Coding region: 317-1255 (312 amino acids)
Source: RefSeq, a predicted model, not a curated record